AUGAAAACACCAGAAGGUCGUUCCUUGGCAUUGGAGAAUCUUUCUGAAUUCAUCCAAACAUUUCAAACAAAAAAAUUUUGUGAGCUUCCUCAACUUGAAAUCGAAAAGGCACUAGCUCUUGUUCAUGAUUUCAGAACUGCAGGUUUGGAAGUUGACUGGCUGCAGCCAAGGUUGAAAGACAUGUUGGAAGCAAAACAGUUGAUCAAGCAAUCUUCAACUUUGAAGGAGAGGAGGGAUAAAAGUAAUCAAGUCAUCAAGGAGAAGAAGGAAGAGCUAGAAGUUUAUGAACCACAACUAUUGGCACUUCAAGAAAAAGUGAAUUUGGCAAAGAAGAAACUGGCUUCAGCACAAGCUGAGGCUGAAACUAUAAGAGAAAAAGUCUCAAAUGCUAAGGCUAAAGUGAGAUUCUUUGUUGAUCAUUCACCAUUGGAUGGUCUCUUGUGA
Jatropha curcas is the source of this 444-nucleotide messenger RNA. The record is from RefSeq and is a predicted model, not a curated record. NCBI's taxonomy places the organism in Eukaryota, Viridiplantae, Streptophyta, Magnoliopsida, Malpighiales, Euphorbiaceae.